This is a messenger RNA of Fopius arisanus, 3640 nucleotides long. RefSeq names its product poly(U)-specific endoribonuclease homolog. Gene Ontology annotation, molecular function: RNA endonuclease activity. NCBI's taxonomy places the organism in Eukaryota, Metazoa, Arthropoda, Insecta, Hymenoptera, Braconidae. The coding region runs from base 665 to 3220 and encodes 851 amino acids. The transcript has 5 exons. The record is from RefSeq and is a predicted model, not a curated record.
AUAGAUUAAUUAAAAUUGAUUUGUUUGAAUAAAUAAUUAUAUUUGUCUAAUAAUUCUUUAAUUAAAUGAAUUCGUUUCACUCGUUGUUUAUAAAUGUUUAGCACUUGUUCUUUGGGAUUUUUUGAGGUCAUGGAUAUCCUACUAUAUGUACUUGAUUCUACUGUUUACAUUUGAUAUCAUAAAUCAAUGUUACACCUUCUCCUAAAUUACGUCUCACAUACCUCUAACAUUUAUAUUUAUUAUCAAUUAUUUAUAUCGAGUGUUUUUCAUUAUAUUAUCCUCUGCAUUUUUCUGUGAGUUAAUUUUUGUUUGCAAACAAACGACUUGAGGAAGAGGAGUCCAUUAAUAUUACCAAGACCCCUAAUCAACCAAGGCAUUAAGAAUCAAUUGAGCAUUUACGCUCGUAAUGUCUCGUCUCCAAUCUAUCUGGAAGAAAGAUAAUGAGUUCAAAGGGUUGCAACACUCGCGCGUAUGCGCAGUUGUCCAUACAUUGAAAAAGUGACUAAAAAAUGUCUUGGGAAUUGCGUUGAUUACUGAGAAUGCUAACGAUUAAACGAGUCGCCUAAACCACUGAUAUAAUCUAGAUCUGUGAGGGAACGAAGACGUCAGUCGUGCGGCGACGACCGACCGUCAAACACGUGAAUCAUCAGCUGCGGGAACAACUAUGAAGGUCGCGGUGCUAGUUGCGGUGCUGAUCAUAGCACUCUGCAGUAUCCAUGUGAGUGAUGCAAAAUAUAGAGGUGGGGGAAGCCGUGGAGGUAGUCGCGGUGGAAGUUCUGGAAGCAGCAGAGGAGGAAGUCGGGGUGGAAGUUCUGGAAGCAGCAGAGGAGGAAGUCGGGGAGGUGGAUCUGGAAGUUCCAGACCAAGUCCACCAAUUUAUCAUCCACCUGUUCAUAUACCUUCGCCACCAGUCUACAAACCACCGACUCACUCCGCACCUCCAGUUCAUAAACCACCAGUUCCAGAUUACAAACCAUUCCCACCUGUUCCACCACCAAUUCAUCAUCCUCAAACGAAUAUACCUUCACCCCAUGGGAGUGGAUCAAAGCCCAGUGCACCUCUACCAGGAACCAUCAACUCAAAAGACAGCAGCAGUAUAUUCAUAAACAACGAACGACCAGGAAGUUCAUAUCCAGACUGGGCUAAUCCAGGGACGAAGCCGUCUGCACCAAAUGGCAGGCCGACAGGAAGUCACCCGCCAUUUCCCAACACGAAUUCAUAUCCACCCGUCCCCAAUCCCGGGACCAAGCCAUUUCCACCAAUUGGCAGUCCAACAGGAAGUCAUCCGCCAUUUCCCAACACGAAUUCUUACCCAUCCGUCCCGAAUUCGAAGCCUUACCCAGACUGGGCGAAUCCAGGAAUGAAGCCGGGGCAACCGAUUGGCACACCUGGUGCCGGAAAUCCCUCAUAUCCUAAUACGAAUCCUCACCGUCCUUAUCCGCCUGUAGUUACUCACGGUGGAAACACACAUGCACGGAAUUCAUCAUUCCCAAGUGUAUCAGCGCCUCAUCCACCGAAGCCAAGUCUUCCAUACCCAUCAUCCAACCCCCACAACAUGCCACAGCCCAACGCACCACACAUCGGAUUCAACCCAGGAGUUACUUCAGGGGUAGGCACACCUCACAUAAACCCACCGCAUAAUUCCGCACCUUUGGGGGCACCUCCACACCUGCAGCCUCACUCACCACCAUAUCCAGGGCAUUACGGAGGUUAUCCAGGUGGAUAUCACGUAGGUCAACCCGGAAUGGUCCACAAUCCUUAUCCGAUGCAGCCUCCACCAGGAAUGCCAAACUACGGGGCUUCGCAUAUUUACGGAGGUUCUGCAAUGUCCCAGCCUUAUGUGCCAAGCCAGACUAUCAUUUUUCCGAGUCAAAGCAGCGCUAGUCCAGGAAUUGGUCAGCUGGUGAAAGAGGCAUUAGUUUACUCCACUAUCAAUGCCGGUGUCAAUAGAUUGAUCAAUGGAGCACCGUAUCACCAUCAUUAUGUGGGCUCUAGUCCUCAAACUCAUCCGACGGGAGUUUCCACUGUCACUAAUAAUACAACCAUCAUUUAUAAUAAUUACGGUGAUCAAGGACAAGUACCUCCAGGAACAUCUCCUGGUGUACCGGGUGCUUAUGUACCAAACAAUCCUGGGAGUUAUCCGUCAGGAAGCCCUGGAGGAAGUUUUGGCUCUGGUAAUUCUGGAAGUUAUACUCCAAAUGGUGGGACUUACGGGACAAAUCACGUAGGAAGUAUUCCACCUCAAUCACCAGUGCCUGGAGCCGUAUCACCUCCGGUUACAGGUGGAAAUCCUCUCUAUCCCGGUGUUGUUGGAAAUCCAGUGAUUCCAGCAGCUGCUGGUAACACUAGCGUUCUUAAUUCUCAUAAUACUACAACUGGUAAUAAUCAGAAUGCAGCGGCUGCUCCUGAGGCACCACCAGUCCCUCAAUAUUACAUCUCUGAUGAUGAAUUAAUGAAACUCACUGAGACUCUCUUCUCCAAGGAGGAAGUGAACUUGAAGAAAUAUGUGAGUCUGUAUGUCCAGCGGAAAACUAGUGCGGUGAAUGUCACGGAUGAAGCACCAGGCCCGUUGAUGUAUACGUUACCAGAAUUAAACGACAUACCAACAGUUCGGAUGGUAAAGAACAUGUUCGAUAAGUACCAAAUGAAUUCAACAUUAAAAGAGAACUGUACAUCUGAGAUUCGAAAAGAAGAAAGCUUGCUACUGGAUACUUUCCUCAAUACUGACGUAAUGACGACUGCGAUGACUUGGCUGGCGAGUAAGUACUACAUCGAACCCGAUGAUUUCGAGAGAAAAGAAACACUUCGUCAGAUUUGGUUCAAUAAAAUCGACGGUGCGACGUCUGGAUUCGAGCGGAUCUUCUUGGCGGAAUUGUAUCCGGGCCCGAGUUUCAUUGGUGCCCAAAACUGGAUAUACUUUGCAGCCAAAGAAACAUCAAAUCAGAUCAAUUAUAUGGGAUACACCGAGGAACGGACUAUAGGCGAUAAGGCAUCGCUGUUGAAAAUUAAUUUUAAAAUGGGAGAUGCUGUGAAGCCCAAUGUUACUAUGCUGGUAGGAACCUCUCCGGAACUUGAAAUGGCCUUGUAUACUGUCUGCUUUUAUGCCAGGCCAAAUGACAUCUGCCCAGUGUCCCUGGGAGGGACUCAUUUUUAUCUUUACACUCAUAGCUUCCGGUAUUUCGGAAAGGAUCUAAUUGAUGUCGGUAUCGUCGCUUUCUAGAUAAUUUUAUAAUCUGUGAUUGUCAAGUACUGGAAUUGUCUAGAAUUUUUCAUAAUAUUAUUUUAUUUGUUCAUAAAAUAUUCAUAAUUCGUGGUUCUCCCUUUAUAAACUGCUUUACAGAGAAUAAUAAUUGGCCAAUUGUUGAUUAACAAUUUAGGAAUUUAGAUUAAAAAAUUAAAAAACUUUAAACCUCGUUACCGUCGUAUUCCAAUGCAGAUAGUUGUAAUUUAUAUUUCGUAUUGUAUAUUAUUAAUUAAUUGGAUUUACUAUUGCGGGCAGAAAUAAUGAUAUGAUGAUCAAGGACAAAGAUCUCCAGGAGUUUUAUCUUCAAGUUCUCGGGAUGCACUUCAAAUGCGAGAGUUCAGUGAAAGCAUGAUGAAUGUAUUCUAGCAUGAAUAUAUUAUCAUAAUCAAUAAUAAA